Molecule: messenger RNA, 6202 nt
Organism: Gaeumannomyces tritici R3-111a-1
Lineage: Eukaryota; Fungi; Ascomycota; Sordariomycetes; Magnaporthales; Magnaporthaceae
Product: DEAD/DEAH box helicase
Exons: 4
Coding region: 413-5761 (1782 amino acids)
Cellular component (GO): cytoplasm
Molecular function (GO): ATP binding; nucleic acid binding
Source: RefSeq, a predicted model, not a curated record
CAGCUGGCUGCCAGGAAAAGAUACGCCAGGCCAAUGUGAUGUCCAUCUGCCCUUUUUUGUUUGAGUAAGGCAAACGAUGGUUGGCUGUCUCUGGCGAAUCCUGACACGGCAUUUCAGAUGUCUGCACCUGCCUUCCCGGGCAGCACUGUGCCAGUGUUUGCCGCCCAGCGUUCACACAAAUUCAACCCCGCCAUUUUCCCCGUAUUUAUUUGGCUGCAAGUUCAGCUCCCACAACCCAACUUCUGGGCCACCGCAAACUCAGCCCGCCGCCUGGAAGAUACCUCUAGUCCCCCACCCACAACACAUUGAGGUGAUUCUGGGGCAGCAACGAACCUUUGAUCUACCGUACCUACUUUCGUCUUUCUAGAUCGCAUUUGUUCCUUCCUACUGCAAAGGACCUCGGCGUGCCACCAUGGCGGCCACCGAGCUGCUGGAUGCAGCUGGCACGGUCCAGACAUGGUACAGCCAACGGUCAGGCCCAAGGGUCGAUAUCGUGGGCGACUUUGCUGGCAACGACCUCUUCGCUAUCCAUGGCGAGUCUCUGAUGGCUCAGUGUAUCAGCCAGGCAAAGGUUGACUACCAAGACGGAUUCCAGCUUCUCCAUGCGGUCCAUGCGGUCGAAAAAUUCCUCGCAGAUCUGGAGCGAUGCGGAGCUCGCUUCCAUGUUGUCUGGUUCUCGAACCAAGAGCAACUCUGCAUCCCGCCGCAGGCUUUGGAGGCCAACCAUGCCAAGUAUCACCUGACCCGCGCGGUUCUCAUCGAGCACCUCAACCGCAAUGCCGGAAGCGGCAGUCCCAAGGUCUCAUUCGAGUUUCCGGGCUUAUCUAGCCCCGAGUUUGAACUCUACCUUCAAGAGAGUGCGGUUCAAUGCUUCGUGUGCUCGGAUGGUCGCCCUGGGCCGACCGACUCUCCCAAGGACGAUGAGAGACGCCAGAGGUGUCUGGACAUCAUCUUUCGCCUCAACACCCAUGAAUACAGCAUCGCUUUGCUGGACGGCAUGGUGAUGACCUCGUCAAAGGUCUUUACCACUGUCUUUUCUCCCCAGUACUCUUCGGAGCUUCCCUUGGCCCAGGACAAGACGAGCGAUUGCAAUGAGCCACGGAUGAGCUCUCUCUGCUACGAUGUUCUAUCUGUGCCAGCCUCACAUAGCUGGACGAAGUGGGAGGAUGGCACUGCGCUGACUGCACGUGAGGCAUUGACUGUGGCUGCUUUGGCGGAGCUGGCUGGCAAGACUGCUACUCUCGAUUUCAAUGCCAUUGCCUUCCUGAUCCACUUGGUCAUGCUCAGCGAGCUGCCCCUCGCUCAUCGGCGGUCUCCCGCACCACAGAAGCUUGAGGCCCAGGGCGGUUCCUUCUUGUCCCUGGUUGCCGAGAUAUGCGUCAACACAAUCAAGGAUGGCGCAUGCACCGCCGCCGCCUCGAUUCUCCGAGGUCUGGAGUGGGACCUAUUCGACAUGAUCGAUGGACGCUUGUUUCACACCGUAUCAACGAGGCUCGACUCCACAAACCUUACGGACUCUGCCAAGGCAAAGUUGCUUCAAUUGGCGGAAAAGAUUGACCAGCUUUCUCCGGCGGCUGGCUGUAGCAAACUGGCCUGCAGCCUUGGCCAAACCAUCGAUCAAUCUGAAGCGGCUCCGUCAAAAGACACCCCAGACAGCGCGCAAGACGUGCUUCCGUUCAGCCAUCCUGUCCUGGAUGACUUCUUCGGUGGAGUCAGUCUCGAAAUCUCGUCGGCUCCUGAACGGGUGAUCUCCACCGAUAUCUUCCGCGAGGUCUCGCAUUGGCACAAUGCCAAGAAAAAGCUUGGUGGCCGAGCCAAGCCGAGGCCUCUCGAUUUCUGGGCCAGAAAGCGACACCAGAGACUCAUGGCCGAUACCAUCUCAUACGCGGCCAGUCUCUCUGGCGGCUCCGGGGCUACCAUCAAGCCUGAGACAAUCUUUAUGGUGACGUCGGCUCCGGCUGAGAAGGCGCAGGACUGGAAGCUGGCCUUGCGGGAGAAGACGGCAUCCGCCGCCGCCUCAAAGAAGGCCGCUGCCGCUUCCAAGAACGCCAAAAACAAGAAAGGAAAGACAGACUCCCCAAAGGAUCCUCGACAGGCUGCCGCCCAGAAAGCAGACCUCAAGACCGCUGCAGCCCAUCGUGUCUGGGACGUCAAGCGGAAGGAACUCGAAAAAGUGGCAGACUUGCAGAAGAGGCUGAAGAUGACCGAAUUAUUCGAGUCCGAGUUGCUCAAGCCGGCCCAGUUGCACAAGCCGGCCAUGAGCGAGUUCGCACACGACGUAUCUCUAUAUAUUUGCAAGAUCCUCGCCGGAACGCUCAAGGAUAUCAUGCCACGGGCAGUCGAGCACGAGUCGCCGGAGAGCGAGGAGGUUAUGGAUCAUAUCUGGCGACGAAUCACCCACCUCAGAGGGCAGCCGCUUUCCGAAAGCCUAUCUGCAGAGCUGAGCGAGUUCGCAGCAGCUUUACAGGGGUUCACAGAGCGAGCUGCAGCCGAUGGAAAAAACACUCCAGGCACUUCGAUCGAGUUUCAGCUUGAGCGCUACGGACCUUAUAUGGAGCGCGGCUUCGACUCGGCCCCCGACCCGCGUGUGCCCUUCAAGCCUGACGCGUGGCAGAGGAAGGUUCUCGACGCCAUUGAUGACAACAAGAGCAUGUGCGUCAUCGCGCCGACAUCGGCCGGAAAGACCUUCAUCUCCUUCUACGCCAUGAAGAAGGUGAUGCAGACCAGCGACGACGGGGUUCUGGUUUAUAUUGCCCCGACCAAGGCCCUCGUCAACCAGAUCGCUGCCGAGAUCCAAGCUCGCUUCGCCAAAACCUUCAAGUUCGAUGGCAGAUCCGUUUGGGCUAUCCAUACUCGCGACACUCGGGUGAACAACCCUACUGGCUGUCAGGUUCUGGUGACGGUGCCCGAAAUCCUGGAGAUCAUGCUUCUCAGCACAGUCAACUACGAGAAGAAGAGCUCGUGGGCGCACCGCAUCAAGCGGAUCAUAUUCGACGAGGUCCAUUCCAUUGGCCAACAUGAGGAGGGCAUCAUCUGGGAGCAGCUCCUGCUUCUCGCCCCAUGCCCCAUCAUCACGCUGUCCGCGACGGUUAGCAACCCUGAGGACUUCAAGGAGUGGCUUGUGGGCUCACAGAGCAACAAAGGCUUCGGCAUGGAAAUGAUUGUUCAUAACUCGCGCUACUCGGACCUGCGCAAGUAUAUCUACACCCCACCUGCUCGGCCUGACCCUUUUCAGGGGCUCCCGCGGAAAGACCCCCCCGGCACUCCUGAACUGGACAGGGCUGGAGCUCCAUUUGCCUUUGUGCACCCUGUGGCGGCUCUUAUUAAUCGCCACCGUGGCAGGCUUGAUGACAUCAAUCUUGAGGCUCGGGAUUGUCUCACUCUCUGGCGCAGCAUGAAGAAGCACGAAACACCCGAGUUUCCUGUUGGCGAGAAUCUCGCUCCUUCCAAGGCCCUGCCAGCUAUUGUCAAGAAGGCGGAUGUCACGCGUUGGGAGACAGACCUGAAAGCCCGCCUACUUGAUUGGAUGAACCAGCCGGACUCGCCCUUCGCCGCCGUGCAGGAGGAGCUCAAGGUCAAGCUGCCUCAAGGUGGAGAAGGCGAGACUCGCGUGCCCCCUCCGGGAGAGACAGGGAACCGUAAGGAGAGCGGCGAAGCAUACAUGAACGACUUCUACCUGCUCCUGGAUCUUCACCGUCAGAACGCCCUCCCUGCCAUCAUCUUCAAUUUCGACCGGGACGAGUGCAUGAACACCCUCUCCACGGUCUUGAACGAGCUGGAGAAAGCCGAGAGUGAGUACAAGAGGACGAGCAAGAAGUGGGAGAGCAAGAUGGAUAAGUUCAACGAGUACAAAAAGACUCAAGCCAAGCGCAAGCCGUUCGCGAAGUCUACAGCGCCUGCGGACGACGACGGAGCCACCAAGGGAGAUAUACAACGAGAGCUCGCCGAGACGGAGACCAGCUCUUGGGCGGGAUUUGACCCUGAAGCCCCCCUGGACGACUUUAGCUUCGCCAACUCGAGUGUCUGCUCGCGCUCCGAGCUCGAGGAGCUGAUCUGGGUUCUUGGGAGGCGAGGCAUCAACAACCCGACGCUGAUCAACGGUUUGCGACGCGGCAUUGCCUGCCAUCAUGAGGGACUGCCGUUCAAGUAUCGUCAAACGAUUGAGAAGCUCUGCCGUCGCGGCUAUCUGACUGUUGUCGUUGCCACCGGAACGCUGGCCCUGGGUAUCAACCUCCCAUGUAAGACGGCUGUUUUCUCUGGCGAUUCUAUCUUCCUGUCGGCACUCAACUAUCGACAGGCAGCUGGCCGAGCCGGCCGACGAGGCUUUGACUUGCUGGGAAACGUCGUCUUCAAUAUCCCUCCGCAGCGGGCGUUCGAAGUCAUGUCUUCUAGGCUGCCCGAUCUGCGUGGCCAGUUUGCCCUGUCUACGAGUCUGUUGCUCCGCGUCCUGGCCCUGUGCUAUCACACCAAAAAUUCGGAUCCCGCCGUCCAGGCGGCCCAAUCGCUUCUCUCUCAGACGCGACUGUACCUUGGUGGCCCGGCGGGCGAGACGGCUGUCAAGCACCACAUCCGGUUCUCGAUCGAAUACCUCCGCAGGCAGCACCUCCUCUCGCAAGAUGGCGCGCCACUCAACUUCGCGGGCCUCAUCAGCCACCUCUACUGCACCGAGGACUCGUCAUUUGCGUUCCAUUCCCUGCUCAAGGAGGGCUACUUUCACCAGCUGUGCGCCGAGGUGGAAUCACGCCGCUCUGAAGUGCUGCUCGAGCUGAUGCUUGUUAUGAGCCACCUCUUCGGUCGGUUGCCAUGCGACCAGUAUAAGGACAAAGAGUGGCUCAAGAAGAUCAAAGACUCGCCGUCGAUUGUUUUGCUUCCGCCCGUUCCGAAAGCUGCCCACGCCCUCCUCCAUAGGCACAACAAGGAGACCCUGGAAACCUUUUUCAACUAUGUGCAGACUUUCGUCCGUCAGCAUCUUUCAGAAGUGCCCGACAACGAACUUCCCUUCACCAAGUGCCGUGCUGGCGCAGCAGGAGCCCACGCCCCCGGCGCCCUCACCAUGGUCCCCGGAGCGGCCUCUCUGCCCCCUGGCCCGAAGAUCCGGUCCCCCUUCGCGGCCCUGUCCGGGUUCGGUGAUGAUUUCUACUCGAUUCAUGAUCUGUGCGCAAACGUUCGCGCCGGCGUCUUCCUGGACGAGCCGUCGGUGCCUUUCAUACCCGUCUACCCGGAAGAUACGGAAGGCACGCCCUGGAACGCGUACCUCUACGACUUCUACAUGCACGGCGAUCUCGUGGCCCUGACGCGUGACAACGGCAUUAAGAAGGGCGACGUCUGGUACCUCCUCAAGGACUUCUCCCUAACGCUCGCGAAGAUCAUCACUUGCCUCACCAGCCUCAUCGACCCCAAGUCCGGCAGCGGCGACGUGUCGGAGAUCCAGGACGCUCAGGACCGCAACAACGACGUGUCUGAAGAGAAGCAGAUAAUGAUGGAGGAUGAGCAGGCCGCUACUGGCGAGGGCGGCACUGCUGUUUCCGCUGCGGAUGAUGACUUGGGCGUCAGGAAGAAGAAGGGCAAGGCCAAGGCUCUCGAUUCUUGGGAGGACGGCGACGAUUCGGAUGACGACAUCUAUGGCGGCAGUGGCGGCGAAGGCGAGGGCGGCGUCCCAGCCUGGCAGCGAGGCGAUGGCAGGAACCUCCAGAAUGUGCUGAAGACCUUUGUUUAUCUUCAGCAGGAGUUCGACGAGAAGUUCCUGAAGAUCUGGGCCUAAAAGUGUUGCGUCGUACCACAUGCGCAGGCGAUGUAUCACCUGGCUUCGUUUCGCUCUUGUAUGCCUUGUUGGGUAGGUUUCCUGGCGGUGCCUUAUGGGAAGCUUCUGCCAUCUUGCUUUCCGCAAGCAUCUCAGGAAACCUCUUGAGAAGCUCUGACUUCCUAUUUUGCGAGGAUAGAGAAUGAGAAUACUUGAUUGUACACCUAUCGGCUGCUUUCACCUUUGCAUCAUAAGAACUCGUUUAACGCCGUCUCUUUUUGGGAUUGGCCGUUCCCUAUGGCCAAAUCUGUCCCUCAUCAGUCCUGCCUCCGCUGUCUCCUGCGUUUAGAGACGUAUCGAGACGUAUCUGUAGUUUUGGUGCAUUGUUUUAAAAUUCCGGUUGCCUGGGAAUUGUGGUGAUCCUGUGUAUUGUUUCGAAGUCCAUCAAUCUUUUUCACGUCC